AAAAAAAAAAAAAAAAAAAAACUCCCAUGAAUGAAAUGGAUUGUUUUCCUGAAGUUAAAGGGCUACUACAUCGUAAUAAAUAAUGCACCUAUCCAUACAUCCAAUCAAAUUGACGAGGAUGGUAGUUGCAAAGGAGAGCGGUACAAAAGUGUCUACCUCCCUCUCUCUCUCCCUCCCUCCCUCCCUCCUUAUUCUCCCUGAGCUUAACCUCCUCCUCUCCAAAUAGGAGAAUUUUGAGUAAUUGUCAAAAAUAAGAUUAAGUGUAGCUCAUUUGAAGCUACUGAGGAUUUGGCUACUCGAAUUACUGAAGCUUGUAACUUUGUUCCUCCUAAAGAUCAGCAAGCACUUGCUCAGCAC
Molecule: messenger RNA, 357 nt
Organism: Cokeromyces recurvatus
Lineage: Eukaryota; Fungi; Mucoromycota; Mucoromycetes; Mucorales; Mucoraceae
Exons: 1
Coding region: 31-201 (56 amino acids)
Source: RefSeq, a predicted model, not a curated record